Messenger RNA from Guillardia theta CCMP2712, 1449 nucleotides. RefSeq lists its product as hypothetical. NCBI's taxonomy places the organism in Eukaryota, Cryptophyceae, Pyrenomonadales, Geminigeraceae. Gene Ontology annotation, molecular function: ATP binding; protein kinase activity. Bases 1 to 1449 code for a protein of 482 amino acids. The record is from RefSeq and is a predicted model, not a curated record. The transcript is spliced from 13 exons. Gene Ontology annotation, biological process: protein phosphorylation.
AUGCCCGGCUUACCUCGAAGCCCCAACGAGAAAAGACGUAACUUGAACGAGGCACAGCAGUGGGAUCGUGGGAUUCUUUAUGACACCGAAAAGAUUCAUUUGAACAUACUGAUCUGGCUGUUCUGUAGUUUCAUGGCGAAUGCCGGAGAUGUCUCCAACAACUGCCUCGAUGGGCGAGCUUCUUGUCUUUCUCAGAUUAAGGAGGCUAAAAGUCAAAAUGUUUUGUAUUCCGAUGAAGAAGUGAUUGAAGAGGAUAGAUUUCAUUUGCCUGAAGGAGACGUGUGUCUUCUCUGUGACGAACAGAGGACUUGCCCCAAAAGGUAUGAGGUUGUAGCUCCGCUAGGCAAGGGCGUUUAUAGCAACGUGUACAAAUGCAAAGUUGAGGAUACCAACACGACAGCUGCAUUGAAAAUAUCAAGAUCCGGAAAAUCGUACGUUACGGCAGCGAAACGAGAGCUACAAAUCUUGAAGAUAUUGCGGGGUCAAAAUGGUAUUGUGAAGUAUCAAGACGCCUUCGAGUAUCUCGGCCAUGUCUGCAUCGUGAUGGACUUGCACGGGAUCACUCUCAAGACGUACUUGAAGGAACGAGGACCAGUGCCAGAUGCAGACCUGUUGGAUAUCGCUUCUCAGUUGUUUGGUGCGGUGUCUUUCAUGCACUUGCGCAAUGUCAUACACACGGACAUCAAACCCGACAAUAUCGUCCUCGUGCAUGACCCCUCGAAGGCGGCUGAAGGAGACAGGCUACGGAUCAAGCUCAUCGACUUUGCCUCUGCCAUCGUCGACAACCAGUGGCAUCCUCCUCUAGCGGGGACUCCUGAGUACCGCGCUCCUGAGUGCGACUUGCAUGCGGGUUGGUCGUUCCCCAUGGACGUCUGGUCAGUCGGCUGCGUGCUGUAUGAGCUGAGGAGCAAGAAGAAGCUCUACAAGGCCUGCGUGCCGUGCAACAUUCGGUUCAGGAUGAUCGAGAUCAUCACAGGGAAACAGAUCCCAGAGCAUGUGCUGCGUGCGGCGUACAAGAGGAGGAAGAGGCAUGCUGACGAGACGCUGCUGCGAGGCGAGCAGGGAGACGUCUGCCUGGCUCCACUGAGCGAAGAGGAUGGCCAAGACGCCCGCGCUCGCGCUGACGUCAUCCUGUCUGUUCUCUCCGACUCUCAGGACUUCAAAGACCUCUUCCUCCGCUGCAUCGAACCCGAUCCUCUCCAGCGCAUGAAAGCUGCUGCAUUCAGGGAGCACGCGUUCUUCGAACCCCUUGGACUCGCACCCGACCCAGAGGAGGCUUGUCGCCAGGACGACGAGGACUGUCCAGCAGAAGGCUCGGGCCCUUCAACAGCUCUGGGGCAACUCGAUGGUAUCUUUGACGCGGCCAAGCAGUACGUGGCGGAGGUGCUGGACGUGACGCAAGUGCAGCAAGCUGUGAAGAAUCUCAGGAGCAUGACGAGAUGGUUGUAA